Messenger RNA from Dioscorea cayenensis subsp. rotundata (Guinea yam), 1512 nucleotides. RefSeq names its product receptor-like protein 51. Gene Ontology annotation, molecular function: protein binding. The coding region runs from base 91 to 1362 and encodes 423 amino acids. NCBI's taxonomy places the organism in Eukaryota, Viridiplantae, Streptophyta, Magnoliopsida, Dioscoreales, Dioscoreaceae. The transcript has a single exon. The record is from RefSeq and is a predicted model, not a curated record.
UUCUGCAAAAAGCUUACUAUUCUUUUUCUCCUUCACUUUCCUCUCUCCCAUUCCCCCACCCCAAACCCCAAAAAACCAACAAAAAAAACAAUGAAACCCAUAACCCCACUCCUCUUCCUCCUCCUCCACCUCCUCUCCACCACUUCCACCACCACCACCACCACCCCCCUUCCAACCCCAUCACCCAUCUCCUCCCCAUCCACUCUCGACCCCAAACAACUAAGCGCUCUUCACGCUCUCGGCCUUUCCACCACUCUCGACCCCUGCUCCAACCCUUCCCCUCACAACAACGCCACCUCCUGCGACUCUUCCCGUCCUUUCCGCCACCUUCUCUCCCUCCAACUUUCCAACUGUUCUUCCGACCUCUCCGACCUCCCCAUCUCCGCCCUCCGCUCUCUCUCCACCCUCACCUCCCUCUCCUUCUCCAACUGCCCUCUCCCCUCCCCUCGUCUCCUCCCUUCCUCCCUCUCCCUCUCUCUCCACUCCUUCUCCUGCUCCUCCUCUCUCCACCACCUCUCCUCCCUCUUCCUCUCCCGUCUCCACAACCUCUCUUACCUUUCCGUCCUCAACGUCCCCAUCUCCGGCUCCGGCGUUGCCAUCAUCACUUCUCACAUGCCCCAUCUUAUUUCCCUCACUCUUUCUCACACCAACCUCUCCUCCAUCCUCCCUCACCAUUGGCACCCUCUUCACCUCUCUCACAUUGACCUUUCCUCCAAUCAACUCAAGGGCCACAUCCCCUCCUCCCUCUCCCUCCUCUCCUCUCUCAAAUCCCUCAAUCUCACCUCCAACUCCCUCCAUGGCCUUCUCCCUGACUCUCUUGCUGAUCUCAUUUCCCUCCGAAACAUUUCUCUUUCUCACAACUCUUUCUCUGGUCCCAUCCCUGACUCCCUCUCCUCUCUCUCCUCCCUUGUUCAUCUAGACCUCAGCUCCAACCAGCUCAACGGCACUCUCCCUACCUUCUUUCCCGCCAUGAAGAACCUCAAGUACUUGAAUCUCGAGAACAACAACUUCCAUGGCGUCAUCCCUUACAAUGCAUCCUUCAUCAAAAGGCUUCAGGUAUUCAAAGUUGGUGGGAAUAGCAACCUGUGCUACAACCAUUCACUGCUCUCGUCCAAGCUUGAGUUAGGAAUCGCCAGGUGUGACCGUUAUGGGCUUCCGGUGUCACCUCCACCGGACAAGUCCUCGGAUUACUCCGGCGAUGAUGAGGAUGAUGGUGGUGGCUCCGGGGAUCGACGGAGGAGCGAUGGUGGACACCAUAGUGGGCCAAGCAAACUGGUGCUUGGGGUGGCCAUUGCUUUGUCUUGUUUGGUGUUUUCAGUGGUCUUCAUUGUUUGCCUAUCAAAGGUAUGUGGAUGCCGGUGAUGUGAUCGGAGGAGGUUCAGCAUUUCAUCUUGUCUUUAAUUUUUUUUUUUUUAUGAUAAUACAUUGAUUUAUUUUAGGAAAAUGUUGUAUUUUGCUUCAUUGGUUUUGCACGGGUGUAAUAGCAUCUUUGGUUGGACUGGACGGUCUGCA